Messenger RNA from Quercus robur (English oak), 735 nucleotides. RefSeq lists its product as uncharacterized. The coding region runs from base 1 to 735 and encodes 244 amino acids. Lineage: Eukaryota; Viridiplantae; Streptophyta; Magnoliopsida; Fagales; Fagaceae. The record is from RefSeq and is a predicted model, not a curated record. Gene Ontology annotation, molecular function: catalytic activity. The transcript has a single exon.
AUGGUAAUUAUGGAAACCCGUCUUGGGGGAGAAAGAGCAAGGGAGAUCACUGACAGACUACUAUUUGAUGGUGCAAUUAUUACGGAGACAAUUGGCCGUUCUGGAGGCUUGUGGCUGCUGUGGAAUUCAGACAUGGUGGAGAUUGAUCAGCUGGCUACUACAGAACAAGAGAUUCAUGUUGAAGUCAAGGUACUAUCCUCUAAUCUCUCCUGGUUUUUUACUACAAUUUAUGCUAGCCGGAGGAGUGAGGAGAGAAGUAUUUUGUGGAAUAAUUUGUCCAGAGUUGCAGAGAUGCAUAAUAAACCCUGGGUGAUAGCUGGUGAUUUUAAUGAACCCCUAAUUGAUGAGGAUAAGAUGGGGGGUAGACCAGUGAGCAUUAAUAGAUCCCUUCUAUUCGAGGAGUGCUUAGAUAGGUGUAAUAUGGUGGAUUUAGGGUUCAAUGGGCCAAGGUUUACUUGGAAAAAUAAGAGAGAUGCCAACUGUUUUAUCCAGGAAAGGAUUGAUAGAUACUUCAUGAAUCCAAGUUGGUGUCUUUUGUACCCGGAAGCCAGAGUUUCCCAUCUCACGAGAUGUCACUCGGAUCACUACCCAGUUCUUCUUGAAACUCUGCCUAGGAGGAUGAAUUAUCUUAACAGACCGUUUCGAUUUCAAAGCUUCUGGCUCUCCGACCCAUCUUUUCCGAGAGUAGUAAAUCAGGCGUGGAAGAGGUCUGCGGAGCUUUCGGAGAAUAUAUAA